Rhopalosiphum maidis (corn leaf aphid) is the source of this 3087-nucleotide messenger RNA. RefSeq lists its product as uncharacterized. Bases 1455 to 2525 code for a protein of 356 amino acids. Gene Ontology annotation, molecular function: protein binding. The record is from RefSeq and is a predicted model, not a curated record. Lineage: Eukaryota; Metazoa; Arthropoda; Insecta; Hemiptera; Aphididae. The transcript has 2 exons.
UAAGUGGUGUACCUAUGCUGAUAUUUUAAAGAGUCAAAAUCAGUUAAUUAUUCUUAAACGGCAGAAACUAUUUAUAUAUUGUAUAUUAUUGUAAUAGUACCUACCUACGUCUGUUUUAUAGCAUUAAAGCUACAUCCGUAUACUAUAUUUUAUUUUAAAAUAAUUAUUAUUCAGGAAUUAUUAAAUUAAUUUAUUUUAGGAAGGUUAAUGAACCAAAUUUAAAUCUUAGAUCGUGUUAGUUGUUGGGCGUAUAUUUCAGAUGUUAAUGACAUUCUCUUUGCAAUCAUAAUAAAAAUUGAAAGACUAUACCAUCGUUUCUCAACCUUUUUGGUCUCAUAACAUAAAAUAUGGUUAAUCACUUCGCGACCCUCUUCCUAUAUAUACUUGAUACAUAUUUGAAUAAUAAAAGUAUAUCGUUGGGAAAGCCAUUAACAGUAAAGUGCCCAUAUUAUUUUCAGUAUUUUUUUUGUUUGAUUAAAAAAGUUCAUUUUGUGAAUUGGUAUUUUAUUAUUUUUAACCUAUGCGACCCCUCAGUUGAGAAACGCUGGCGUUAUACAAUAUCUAGUAGAAUAAAAAUAUAGCCAAAUCAUACAACAUUAUAAAAUUAUUUUAGCAUUAGUUUUUAAGAUAGAAUCAUUUUAGGCUGAACCUUUAAAUUGUGAUUAUUUUUAAAACUGCAAAAACCAAAAGGUUUAAAUGUUUUCUUAUUAUUUAGAAAUAUUUUUCUAUUUAAUAAAUCUAUUUAAAAUAUUAUUUUCAGUAAAUCCACUGAUAUUGAUCAAAUCAUUUUGUUGUUAUAUUUUGGAAAUAAAAUGUGUAUAAUUUAACAAAAAUAUUGUCGGUAAAUAGUAUCUUGAAAAAGAUCUGGUAACUCUCAGGUUUUGACAUAAACCUAUAGCCACAUAGUCAAUAUUUUGAAAUUUUAUUGUGAAACAUAAUUUAUAUCAAACAUUAUAAUAUAGGCACCUACUAGGUAAUUUCAAAUCCACAAGAAUAAUAUUAAAAUAUUUAAAAAAAAUAAUAAUUACUGUAAGAACUGUAUUAAAUUUUUUACAUUUACACUAUGUAGUUGAUAUAUAAUAAAAAUUAAUUUUCAGUUUUGUAUGGCACGUACUCCAUUUUGUUUCUUCCAAGAGAAGAAUGUGACCAUACCGUACGCUGUAUAAAAUAGAUAUAUGUAUAAUAAGCAAAUGAUAAUAAAUUUGCCUCCAUAGUCCAUCCACCAACCGGCUUUCAGUAAUUUUGUAUUUUUGUCACUGCCGUCUAAUGUAGCAACACUAUAAGCUACCAACUGUACGCCUGUAGUGGUAGGUUGUACUAUAACAUACUAACUAAUGUCUUAUUUCCGUCCAGCGUUCACUCUCUAAUUUUUGAUUUAAAAUUUAAAAUUAUUGUAUUUUGUGCUUUUGUACUCAAGUGUAGGCAGUGUAGUGUGUAUCUACUCUAAUUUCGCUAUGGAUGACGAAAAAACGUUUGACAAAUUACCUGUUGAAAUGAUAUCUCAUAUAUUUGCAUUUUUAAAAUUUGAAGACAGAAAAGUUGCAUCAAGUGUUUGUUGGUCAUGGUAUAAUGUGUCUAUUCAACCAAGAUUUUUAAAAAAUGAAAUUAUAUGUUUAAAAGAUAUGAAAAAUGAAAAAAUGAUUGAUGUGCUCCAAAUAUAUGCUAAAAGCUUGCGCCCUUUAUUUGCGUUUAGGAUCAGUAUUAUUGCAAAAAUUCUAGAUGAAGCAUAUUAUGGAGCGAGAUCAAUAAAUAAAAAUCAAUGGGAUUGGGUAUACACUGUGUGGUCAUUUAUAGGAGCCAAAGUAGUUUAUCUAGAAGUUUUUAUCUCAGUAAAAUGUAAUGACGGCAUUUUACCUGCGUUAUUAAACGUAACUAAACAAUUGAAAGUAUUGAAAAUUCAUGAUCUUACAUUGUGUUCUGAAGAAGAACUGUAUAAAGUAAACAGACUUGAGUCACUAGAAGAACUAGUGUUGGAUAAACUUGAAAUACACAAUAUUGAUAAAAAAAAAUUAUUGGGAAUAAUACCAAAACAACUUCGUAAGCUUUGUCUUAAUUAUAUGCAAAACAGUAACUCUAUUAUUGAAGAUUUAACAGAUGUAUUUAAACAGUGUUCUUCUCAUCUUGUGAGCCUUGAACUUAUUUGUAUAGACGUGACACUUGCAUUGAUGGAAUCAAUCGUAAGCCUUAAUAUGAAGCUGAAAAAAUUUGGCUUAACUCUGGAUUACGACCAAGGGCCAGAAGUAAUAUUACCACUAUUUAAAACACAAUGGCCAUUAGUUGAUUUGCAAUUAAGAGGUGAAUGCUUGACUUAUGAACAUUUAUUUGCUAUUACCAAUACUUUUAAAGACCUAGAAAAUUUAUCAGUAACCGGUAAAUCUGUAUCGUCGUUUGAAGUCUUGGUUGGAAUUGCUGGAUCAUCAUUUGAUUCACUAAGGAAAGUAACAAAAUCAAUCAAUUCAUUAAAAAAAUUAAAAUCUCUCUGUGUUGGAGUCGAGAGAAGUGGAGUUUAUUCACCACUAUAUUAAUAGAAUAAUAAUUAAUAUUACGUUUGAAAAUUAAUGACUACUAUACACUGUCCAACAAGAGGAUAUGCUACUGCCAAUGUAAAUCAGUUCUGUGCAUUCUCGCAAGACACUGUCAUAGUGGAACCAGACUUUUCCUGUGGGGAUACGUAGAUCUAAUUUUUAAUGGACUGUGUCAUACUCUUUUUUCUGCAGUUUAGUUUUUUUAGAUCUUAUCUAAUUAAAACUGAUCUGAACAUACUGUUUGUACAAUUUAUACAUUCACUUAAAUUACUUAUGACAAUAGUCACAAGUUAACUAUAGGAUCAGCACCACUGGUCUUAUUAAAUUAUUAUUCUUAUAAGGUGUUUUGGUUUGUUUAAAUAGCAACUAAAACAAAUAAAUAAAAAAGUAGCAUUUACACAAUUUAACAUAAUAACUAUUUUUCCUUGCACAAAUAACUUUAAUUUGUAUUUUUUUUUUCAAUAUAAUUUUAUAAUGUUUGAAAUUAGUUUUUUGAUGUAAUGCUUACUAAUUUUGUUAAGAUGCUUCGCUACUGCUGUCAAUUUUAAAUUAAAGUUAAUUU